AUGCACAACAAACAGACAAAGAGAAACAGAAGAUUACACGUAUGCGACGCAUGUCGCAUACGGAAGCUAAAAUGCGACAAAGCAAAACCAAACUGUUCGAGAUGUGCUAAGCACGGCCUAGAAUGCAUCUACAAUCCUUAUAGGCAGAAAGAGGAACCUGAGACAGUUGUGGCUCUCAAAAAAGAGCUCUUAGAACUGAGAGCUCAGCUUGUCGCCAAUUCUCCUGCCAGCUGCACUUCUGAAGUCUCAAAGCCCAAAAUAUCUUGGGAUAUAUUUGUGACUCCGGUAAAGGUUGGCGGAGUUUGGAGAAGCUACUACUCGCCCCUCAGCGACGUAGCAUUGUUCGCCCGGGAUCCUUUUUUAAGGGGCCUAAAUGCAGAUUUGUUUGAGCAAGAAACCGCGUUCCACGAAACCCAAUUUAACUUGAAAACACAAGAUCUUACCGAAACUGACCCCAGAACGAAUAUUAAACGUCUACUUCCCGACAAUGAAGUAUUUAUGAAAUCAAAAACUAUAUUUUACACCCAAUUAUAUCAACACUACACUUUUUUUCAAAAAGACCUCUUCGAAAGUUUGUUCGAGGAGGUAAUAUUAAAAGGAAACCUUGACAACGAGCAUGCACCUUUUGUUCUCAUGUCUUCACUUUUAAUUUCAUGUCUAACCAACGCCCUUUCUGUACCUGCCGAAGUCAUUUUUCAUUAUGCUGAUCAACUUAAAAUUAUCACUUUACCCAGUGAGCAUAAUCUGUCCUGCUUAUUGUAUCUCAAGAUUUACUCGGGUGAUAUGAAGCUAUGUGAUAGUCUUUACGAUACGCUCUCAAGUUCUAUACGCAACAUGACUAUGAAUCUGGGAUUAUUUGCAAGUAGGCUUCCCAAUGAAAACGCAAAUAUUAAAAGGAAUCUGUGGAUGGGAGCAGUUGCCUUACUUGAGCCAACAUCAUUUGAUCAAUUUUUUGUUAAAAAAUUCGAAUUUCCCAAUAGUGAGCAUACACAUACGCUCUGGUAUGAGUAUAACUUUCACUUAAAGCUUUCACAGGUUUGGAGAUGUGUUCUUACAUCCUCCUCACAAUUGGAAUUCACAAUUGCGCAGUUAAAAAGCUAUUACAAAAAAAAGGUACCGAACAACGCAGAUAAAUUCUUGAGAGCCUCCUGCGAGUUAUCUCUGAUCGCAAUUGAACUGAAUAUCUUGUGGAUGUUUUGCAUGCAAAAUGAGCUUCAAAAUCGCCCUUUCGACGAGCCUCUUCUCGUCUUGUUAGAAGAAAAGUUCACAGGCAUCCAUUCCUUAUUGACAAAGGACUUUUGCAAUCUGAACAAAGAUACCAUACGCAUAAAAUCGUUAGGAUUUACAUUGAAAACCUUCAUAGUUUAUGCGAUAGGUAUGUCCCUCAGACAACAGAAAAGAGACUCGCAUCCAAUCCACAAGGGUUUACAUGAAGGUUUCAAUUUCCGCGAAAUGGUUUCUGAGGUUUUUUUACUGUGGAAAAAUGACGCUCCGUGGUAUCGAACUCUGAUACGGCUUUGGGAUUUCCAUGAGACAGAGGGAGUACUUGAAAAUUUUCAACAAAAUCUUACUGACGAAUCUCAAUCUUUGUUAUCAGUGACCAAAGCCUCUGAAAGCACGGAGGAGUUUCGCUUUGGGCAGCUCGAAAGUCCAAUUUUAGAAACCAAAACAUCAGCAGUAUCUUUGAGCUCAUCCUCAAGUUGUUCAGGGAGCAGCUCAGCAUUUUAUGAAGCUUCUGACCUCAUUAAUUUUGAUGAUGCUAUAGACCCCAUGUUAGCUGCUGAUGACAGCUGCCUCGAAAUUGAUUUUUUCUCUUGUCCGGCUUCUCAAGAAUUUAAGCUUGAUGUGAAUACACACUAA
This is a messenger RNA of Lachancea thermotolerans CBS 6340, 1860 nucleotides long. RefSeq names its product Zn(II)2Cys6 transcription factor domain-containing protein. Gene Ontology annotation, biological process: regulation of DNA-templated transcription. The coding region runs from base 1 to 1860 and encodes 619 amino acids. Lineage: Eukaryota; Fungi; Ascomycota; Saccharomycetes; Saccharomycetales; Saccharomycetaceae. Gene Ontology annotation, molecular function: DNA-binding transcription factor activity, RNA polymerase II-specific; zinc ion binding. The record is from RefSeq and is a predicted model, not a curated record. Gene Ontology annotation, cellular component: nucleus. The transcript has a single exon.